This is a messenger RNA of Salvelinus sp. IW2-2015, 577 nucleotides long. Its product is annotated as A disintegrin and metalloproteinase with thrombospondin motifs 3. Gene Ontology annotation, biological process: proteolysis; extracellular matrix organization. The record is from RefSeq and is a predicted model, not a curated record. Gene Ontology annotation, cellular component: extracellular matrix. NCBI's taxonomy places the organism in Eukaryota, Metazoa, Chordata, Actinopteri, Salmoniformes, Salmonidae. Gene Ontology annotation, molecular function: metalloendopeptidase activity.
UUCGUACGACUGUCUCCUGGACGACCCGUUCAAACACGACUGGCCCCAGCUGCCGGAGCUGCCAGGAAUCAACUACUCCAUGGAUGAACAGUGUCGCUUCGACUUCGGAGUCGGAUACAAAAUCUGCACAUCAUUUCGCACAUUUGACCCAUGUAAGCAGCUGUGGUGCAGUCACCCUGACAACCCAUACUUCUGCAAGACCAAAAAAGGCCCUCCUCUGGACGGGACUGAGUGUGCUCCUGGGAAGUGGUGCUAUAAAGGUCACUGCAUGUGGAAGAAUGUCAACCAGGUGAAGCAGGAUGGCUCCUGGGGCUCCUGGACGAAAUAUGGUUCCUGUUCCCGCUCCUGUGGGACCGGGGUUCGCUUCAGAACUCGCCAGUGCAACAACCCAGUCCCCUCUAACGGCGGUGGGGACUGUCCCGGGGUGAAUUAUGAGUACCAGCUGUGUAACACCGAGGACUGCCCCAAACACUUUGAGGACUUCAGGGCCCAGCAGUGCCAGCUACGCAACUCCCACUUUGAGUUCCAGAACACCAAACACCACUGGCUGCCCUAUGAGCACCCUGACUGUGAGUAG